Messenger RNA from Cooperia oncophora, 309 nucleotides. The record is from the annotation of a GenBank genome assembly. NCBI's taxonomy places the organism in Eukaryota, Metazoa, Nematoda, Chromadorea, Rhabditida, Trichostrongylidae.
AUGCUUUUUCGAGCCCUACUUAUCAGAAUCCACAUCAAUUUUAUUCAGUCGCUGCAAAUUAUUCGUUAUCUGGUAAUUUCUAAUCCUUGUGAUGUCGAACUCCAGUCGGCAAUAUGCUUCACUAUGAGAUUUCCGGCUACAACAUGUAUGAUUGCAUUCGCAGCGCUACAGGUAGCCAUGGUCAUCGAAAGAGCUAUUGCGAUAUGGAAUAGCGCUCAUUAUCACUCAUGGAGCUCACGAAUCGGUUUUACUUUCAUAUCUGCUUCGGUACCUUUUUUCAAGAACUUUGAAGUGAACUGUGGUUUGUGA